GACGAAGUCUAGUGCAAAACGGGUCAGGUCCGAACCGGAACAAUUGCCCUCCUUACCGACCAAACUCGCACGCAACGCAAGCUUCUCUCUCUCCCUCUUUUUUAAAUAAAGAAAAAAGAAAAGUUUCCCUUUGUCUUUAGUCAUCUAAAUCAAUCGAACGGCUAAGAUCACUUGAGUCCCGCUGAACCGGUUCACUGAAUCACCGGAGGACAGAAUCGCAACCAAACUUUUGUCUUCCGAGGAAGUUCCAUCUUCUUGUUGGGUCCAUUUGUUGUUGCGCGGCAGCUUUCUUGAUGACCGUGAAACCACCUAUAGCGGCGGAGAUGGCACGAAUUGUGGUGGUUUUCGAUUUCGACCGCACCUUAAUCGACGGCGACAGUGACAGCUGGGUGGUGACUCAGAUGGGCCUCUCCUCACUCUUCAAUCAGCUUCGUUCUACUUUGCCCUGGAACUCCCUUAUGGAUAGGAUGAUGACGGAGCUCCACUCACAAGGGAAAACAGUUGAUGAUAUUGCAGAAUGCCUACAUCAGACUCCAUUGCAUCCACGAAUUAAAACAGUCAUAAAAUCAAUCCAUGCCCUUGGAUGUGACUUAAGAAUAAUUAGUGAUGCAAAUCAAUUUUUCAUUGAGAAAAUCUUGGAUCAUCAUGGAUUGUUGGGAUGCUUCUCACAGAUCAGCACAAAUCCAGCCUUUGUAGAUGAUCAGGGAAGGCUUAGGAUUUUCCCCUACCAUGACUUGAACACACCUCCUCACUGUUGCCACUUAUGCCCGUCAAAUUUGUGUAAGGGCCUGGUAAUUGACCAAAUCCGUGCUUCCACUACUCAAAAUGAGAAAACAAGACUCAUCUACCUCGGAGAUGGGAAUGGUGACUUCUGUCCAUCUUUAAAACUUGUUGAAGGUGAUUAUGUGAUGCCAAGGAAGGAGUAUCCCUUAUGGAAACGCAUUUGCAGCAAUGCAACUCUUGUCAAGGCAGAAGUUCAUGACUGGAGUAACGGCGAGCAGCUUGAGAAGAUUCUUCUCCACCUUAUCAAUACAAUCUCCACUGAAGACAACAUCAGGAGUAGGCUUUCCAAUCAGUUGAAUUCAUCAGAACGUAGGAUUUCCACUCAUGAAGAUGCAUGUCCUCAAACUCUAUCUAUUCCUCAUUGAUUAUACAACAGAUGUGGCAUUAACAAUAGAAAGAUUCCAGCUAAUCAACAUUGGUACUACAUAUAAAUGAAAGUAAUAAAUGGUUUGGGAGAACAUUGGUACUA
Hevea brasiliensis (rubber tree) is the source of this 1252-nucleotide messenger RNA. RefSeq names its product thiamine phosphate phosphatase-like protein. Gene Ontology annotation, molecular function: phosphatase activity. The record is from RefSeq and is a predicted model, not a curated record. The coding region runs from base 294 to 1148 and encodes 284 amino acids. The transcript is spliced from 4 exons. Lineage: Eukaryota; Viridiplantae; Streptophyta; Magnoliopsida; Malpighiales; Euphorbiaceae.